ACGAACUUUCGGCUCCUCAAAUAUAAAAGAUCAUGAGAUUGCUAUUUUGAUUAGUCAUCCGGUCAGUUUCAUGUUAAAUCGGAGUAAUCUGCCCCAGUUAGAAAGAAUUCGGUUUGUAAAUUAUACAGUUUUCAAACGGCUAUCAGAGAUGAUGGUCAGCAAAGACGUGCCCGAUGUCGAAAAUCUUCUACAGUUAAAUCCUAAGAUAAAACCAUUCGCGAGUCUUGUACCCUCGACGCAUACCAAACAAAUUAAAAAGAAGUGGAAGAGAAAUGUUAAUGAAAAAUGCGAUAAAUGUCCACUGUUGAAAAAUUUUGAUGAUGUAAAACCGACGACGUUGGGCGAACGUGGCGCAUUAAAGGAAGCUGCGCGUUGUUUGAAAUGUACCGACGCGCCUUGCCAAAAAUCAUGUCCAACCCAAAUAGACAUCAAGUCGUUUAUUACUUCUAUUUCGAACAAAAAUUAUUACGGGGCAGCAAAGACCAUUCUAUCGGACAAUCCUCUAGGUCUCACUUGCGGCAUGAUUUGCCCGACUAGCGAUCUUUGUGUGGGUGGAUGCAAUUUGCAUGCGUCCGAAGAAGGGCCCAUCAAUAUCGGCGGCCUUCAACAAUUCGCCACAGACAUCUUCAAACGGAUGAAUAUUCCGCAAACUAGAAUCCCCGGACAAACUGUUCCCCAUGCCACCACGAAGAUUGCCUUGCUUGGCUGUGGUCCGGCUUCUCUGUCGUGUGCAACUUUCCUUGCCCGCCUGGGCUACGAAAACAUCACGAUCUUCGAGAAGGAAAAUUACAUGGGCGGUUUGAGCUCCUCAGAAAUUCCACAAUAUCGAUUACCGUACGAUGUCGUUAACUUUGAGAUUGAUCUCGUCAAAGAUUUAGGAGUAAAAAUCGAAUUCUGCAGAUCGUUGUCCGAGAACGAUUUGACGAUAGAGGUUCUUCAAAAUACCGGUUACAAAGCAAUCUUUUUAGGGAUCGGUCUUCCAGAUGCAAAGACCGAUCCAGUUUUCUCGGAGCUGACAGAAGAAAUGGGUUUUUUUACAUCGAAGACCUUUUUGCCGAGAGUAACUAAGGGUAGUAAGCCAGGAAUGUGCGCGUGCAAAAACAAUCAGUUACCGUCUCUGUGGGGAACUGUCAUUGUCCUCGGAAGUGGUGACACGGCUUUCGACUGUGCCAGUUCUGCACUAAGAUGCGGCGCAAAGAAAGUCUUUGUAGUCUUUCGGAGAGGAUUUACAAAUAUCCGAGCUGUAUCGGAAGAGAUGGAUAUAGCGAAGAAAGAGAAAUGUGAGUUCAUUCCCUUUCUAUCAUCAAAGCGCGUAAUCAUUCGAAGCGGAAGGAUAAUUGCAAUUGAGUUUUGUCGGACAGAGCAAAAGGAAAGCGGCGAGUGGAUAGAAGACGAGGAACAAGUUUGUCGACUGAAAGCAGACUUCGUCAUAACCGCUUUCGGUUCGGGAUUGCAAGAUCCGUCUGUUACGCGAGCGAUGGCGCCCGUUAAGAUGAACAAGUGGGGCUUACCGGAAGUAAACGCGGAGACCAUGAGUACCUCGGUACCCGGCGUGUUUUGCGGCGGAGACUUGGCCGGCGUUGCUCAAACCUCUGUGGAAUCUGUAAAUGAUGGAAAGACAGCCGCCUGGUGUAUUCAUAAAUAUAUUCAGAAUUCUUAUAAUUUGGAUCUGCCAGAAGAACCGCAAUUACCUAAAUUCCACACUCCAAUUGACGACGUUGAUUUGUCUGUUGAAAUGUGCGGUAUGAGAUUCGAAAACCCCUUCGGUCUGGCCUCUGCACCACCCUGCACCACUAGUGCCAUGAUCCGUCGAGCUUUCGAAGCUGGCUGGAGCUUCGCCGUUACGAAAACAUUUUCUUUGGAUAAAGACCUCGUUACAAACGUAUCUCCACGGAUAGUUAAAGGAACCACUUCGAGGCACCAUUAUGGUCCGGAGCAGGGCAGCUUCUUGAAUAUCGAAGUGAUAUCCGAGAAGACAGAAGCUUAUUGGUGCAAAAGCAUUACGGAAUUGAAGAGGGACUUUCCAUCCAAGAUUGUUAUUGCUAGUAUUAUGUGUACGUACAACAGAGCAGAUUGGACGGAAUUAGCUCAGAAGGCUGAAACAGCCGGUGCUGAUGCUCUGGAAUUGAAUUUGUCUUGUCCUCACGGGAUGGGAGAAUCUGGAAUGGGUUUAGCUUGCGGUCAGGAUCCAGAAUUGGUGAGAAAUAUUUCAAGAUGGGUUCGGGCAGCCAUAAAAGUACCAUUUUUCGUGAAGCUGACGCCAAAUAUUACUGACAUCCUUUCGAUAGCUACAGCAGCGUAUGAAGGUCAGGCUGACGGGGUGUCUACUAUAAAUACAGUACAGGGUUUGAUGGGGUUGCAUGCGGACGCGACGCCGUGGCCUGCCGUUGGCAUCAAGAGGGCGACAACUUACGGCGGCGUUUCGGGGAAUGCAGUUAGACCACAAGGUUUAAAAGCUGUUUCUUCCAUAUCACAAAAUUUACCGGGAUUUCCCAUACUUGGAAUUGGCGGCAUCGAUUCCGCAGACGUUGCUCUUCAAUUUUUGCACUGUGGAGCUUCAGUUCUACAGGUUUGCAGUGCUAUACAAAAUCAAGAUUUCACCGUGAUUGACGAUUACGUAACUGGUUUAAAAGCGUUAUUGUACUUGAAGAGUUUGAAUCAAGUGAAGGAUUGGGACGGACAGAGUCCACCCACGUUCAAGCACCAAAAGGGGAAACCGGUUGUAUUGCAGCAUGCUCUUGGCAAAAACAUACCAUAUUUUGGAGAGUAUCAAAAACUUCGGGAACAGAAGAUAGCUGAGAUCAAAGCCAAUUCAGAUCCGCUCGAUAUGCCCGUCGAAGUAACGAGACCAGUGCCGAAACCCGUAGCGCCUGUACCAACGAUAAAGGAUGUUGUUGGCAAAGCCUUGGAUCAUAUCACCGCGUUCAAAGAAUUAAAUAACAAAGAACAAGUGGUAGCGUUGAUAGAUGACGACAUGUGUAUAAAUUGCGGUAAGUGUUACAUGGCUUGCGCCGAUUCCGGUUAUCAGGCGAUCAAGUUCGAUCCUGAGACACAUAUACCAACAGUGACGGACGAUUGUACAGGCUGUAACCUGUGCCUUUCAGUGUGCCCUAUUAUCGAUUGUAUCACUAUGGUGCCCAAAACGAUACCCCACGUUAUUAAAAGAGGAAUUCCACCGCGAGGGAUGUUCGAAUUAACAGACCCGGUGAAUUAAUUGUUCUAUCAAAUCUGUAACACUAAUAUACCUAUUAUGUAAAUGGAACCAAAUGCAUGCUCAAAGAAUCUAUUUCGAUAUCUCUAUAAAAUAAAAUGAUAAACUUACUCUUUCCUA
This is a messenger RNA of Ceratina calcarata, 3331 nucleotides long. It is a transcript of the gene su(r), whose product is annotated as dihydropyrimidine dehydrogenase su(r). The record is from RefSeq and is a predicted model, not a curated record. Bases 71 to 3214 code for a protein of 1047 amino acids. The transcript is spliced from 16 exons. Gene Ontology annotation, biological process: uracil catabolic process; 'de novo' pyrimidine nucleobase biosynthetic process; thymine catabolic process. Lineage: Eukaryota; Metazoa; Arthropoda; Insecta; Hymenoptera; Apidae. Gene Ontology annotation, molecular function: NADP binding; iron-sulfur cluster binding; dihydropyrimidine dehydrogenase (NADP+) activity. Gene Ontology annotation, cellular component: cytoplasm; cytosol.